Messenger RNA from Plutella xylostella (diamondback moth), 1617 nucleotides. It is a transcript of the gene Cyp6ab5, whose product is annotated as cytochrome P450. The record is from RefSeq and is a predicted model, not a curated record. Gene Ontology annotation, molecular function: iron ion binding; heme binding; oxidoreductase activity, acting on paired donors, with incorporation or reduction of molecular oxygen. NCBI's taxonomy places the organism in Eukaryota, Metazoa, Arthropoda, Insecta, Lepidoptera, Plutellidae.
CGGUCGUAGUUAUUCCCGAUCAUAAUUAAAUACCUUCGAUUUUUUUAAGAUACCCAUAAAAAAUUAAACAUGUAUCUAAUUAUAAUAGUGAUUGUUCUUUUAUAUUGGUAUGGUGUUAGAAAUUUCAGCUACUGGAAGAAUAAAGGUGUUAAACACGACAAGCCUAUUCCGUAUUUAGGAAACAACGCAAAGCAGUAUUUUCAAAAAGCAAGCAUAGCAAUGGUUGCCACAGAUGUUUACAGAAGAUAUCCUGAAGAAAAAGUUGUCGGAUUCUACAGAGGUACUGACAAAGAGCUGGUUAUUCGAGAUCUGGAUAUAGCAAAGCGGAUUCUAGUCACAGAUUGCCAACAUUUCUAUUCAAGAGGUUUUCUGAAGAAUAAAAAGGUUAUAGAACCCUUGAUGAAAAAUUUGUUUUUCGCUGACGGUGACUUAUGGCGUUUAUUACGACAAAGAAUAUCUCCAGCAUUUUCUUCAGGUAAAUUGAAAGCGAUGUUUCCUCACAUAACAGAAAGAGCGGAAAAUCUUCAGCUUCUUGCCCAGCAAUUCGCAGGCACAGGAAAAGUUUGUGAUGUUAGGGAGCUGAUGGCAAGGUACACUACGGAAGUGAUUGGAGCAUGUGGCUUCGGUAUCAACAUGGACUCGCUCAGUGAAGAAAAUUCCGUGUUCAGGAAACUCGGUGCUCGUAUAUUUUAUAGGAAUAUCAGAGAUGCAUUUUGUGGCGCUAUGAAAGAAGUAUUUCCGGACCUUUCUAAAAACUUGUGUUAUUUGUCUCCCGAAAUUGAAAAAUCAAUGGUGACUCUGGUGAAAUCUGUGAUGAAACAAAGGAAUUUUGUGCCUAGUGACAGACAUGACUUCAUUGAUCUUAUGUUGGAACAAAAACAAAAGGGUCGUAUGGUUGGAGAAUCCAUAGAACACAGGAAUAUUGACGGAUCCCCGAAAAUUGUCGACAUGGAGCUUGAUGAUAUGCUUAUAACAGCUCAAGUUUUUGUUUUCUUCGGCGCUGGCUUUGAAACUUCAUCAACAACAUCAAGUUUCACUUUGCAUCAGUUAGCAUUUAAUCCCGAAUGUCAGAAGAAAGUUCAAGAAGAAAUAGACAAAGUUUUAGCACGACACGAUAACAAAAUAACUUAUGAUGCAGUAAAAGAAAUGAAUUAUCUAGAAAUGUCGUUUAAUGAAGCAAUGAGGAUGUAUCCAUCAGUGGCCUUCCUUAAAAGGGAAUGCGCUACUACAGGGUACACUAUUCCUGAAAUUGGACUAACGAUUGAUGAAACCGUCAAUGUAAUAAUACCAGUACAAGCGUAUCAUAAUGACGAGCAAUAUUUUCCGGAACCACAUAAAUUUGACCCAGAGCGAUUUCGACCAGAAAAUAAAGCAAAUAUCCCUAGUUUUGCCUAUUUACCUUUUGGGGAAGGUCCAAGAGCUUGUGUUGGCGCACGUUUGGGUCAAAUGCAGUCUAUGGCUGGAUUAGUGGCAAUACUUCAAAAAUUCUCCGUAGAACCUGCACCGACAUCACUGAAGAGACCAAUACAAGACCCUAUGGGCAUAGUGUCAGAGGGUUUUGUCGGGGGAUUACCUUUAUUACUACGAAAAAGAAGUUCAUGAUAAAAAAAAUGUAGU